AUGGGAAUGUCUCAUCAUUAUGUCAGCAAAGCUGCCACAGCUAAUAAUUGCAGUAUUUUUAAAUUAAAUAUAUGGAUUAUUGGACUUGUGUUCAAGGUGAUUCCAUGUAUACUGCUGAUGUUCUUCAGUGCAGGCUUAGUGAAUAAAAUUCGAGAGGCUGAACAACAUCGACGGAAGCUCACCAAUGUUAGCCUCAACAAUGUGAAUUCCUGCGAGAGCAAUACAUCCGCAAAAAAGUGA
This is a messenger RNA of Cooperia oncophora, 240 nucleotides long. Lineage: Eukaryota; Metazoa; Nematoda; Chromadorea; Rhabditida; Trichostrongylidae. The record is from the annotation of a GenBank genome assembly.